Molecule: messenger RNA, 1050 nt
Organism: Yarrowia lipolytica CLIB122
Lineage: Eukaryota; Fungi; Ascomycota; Dipodascomycetes; Dipodascales
Source: RefSeq, a predicted model, not a curated record
AUGUACUGUAUGUGCUGUACAUGUACAUACCAUACUCGUCUGUACGUCGUACUAUCCACCUUAUCUCCACCUCAACUGGAUCACCCCACAAACCUUAAUACUGUAUUAUAUUUUCUGUGCUCCGCCUGCAAGGUAUUGAGAGACUUCACCUCUUCCAGCACACGCACAAGCAUCAUGCUUACACCAAAUCAAAUCGAGAAAUUUCAAAAAGAUGGAUGUAUCGUUGUCCCCAACGAGCUGUCUCCAGAAACUAUCUCAUCACUGCUCCAGGAGAGCCACCGGUUACUAUCAGAAUUCUCUCUAGAAGGACACCCCAUGACCAAGUUCUCAACGGGAGACAGUCUAGGGUCAGGGGACGCAAAGCAUAUUGGAGAUGCUUACUUUCUGGAGAGCUCCGAUAAGAUCAGAUUUUUCUUCGAAGAGGGCGCUGUGAGGGAUGGCAAACUGACUGUGGCCAAGGAGAAGGCGGUCAACAAAAUAGGUCAUGCCUUGCACGAUCUGAACCCCGAAUUCAACAAAAUGAGUGUUACAGCAAGGAACAGAGAUAUUGCGACCUCCCUUGGGCUUAAGGAUCCAAAAAUUCUUCAAUCUAUGCUGAUCUUCAAGCAACCUGAAAUUGGAGGCAAGGUGCCCAGUCACCAAGACGGCACGUUCCUUUACACGAAGCCUCAAAGCGCUAUUGGUUUUUGGUAUGCUCUGGAAGAUUGCACCUCACAUAAUGGUACCCUCGCAUUUGUUCCGGGGUCGCACAAGACGCAUCCUGUCUCUAAGCGAUUUGUGAGAGAUGGUGCUGGUGGUACCACCUUCGAAGAUGUUGAAGAUAUUUGUGCUGGUCCAGAGCCCUCGGAAGAAGAAUUUAAAGUCUUAGACAUUCCCGCUGGUUCUCUGGUUCUUAUUCACAACUCCGUCCUGCACAAGUCUGAGGCAAACGUCAGUCAAAAAAGUCGAUUUGCAUAUACUUUCCAUGCCAUUGAUGGCGAGUGUGAAUACGACCGAAGAAACUGGCUUCAAGUGCCCACUACAGGCGGUAAUAACUUUACGCGCCUAUGA